Molecule: messenger RNA, 1627 nt
Organism: Ipomoea nil (Japanese morning glory)
Lineage: Eukaryota; Viridiplantae; Streptophyta; Magnoliopsida; Solanales; Convolvulaceae
Product: tafazzin
Exons: 8
Coding region: 160-1554 (464 amino acids)
Biological process (GO): phospholipid metabolic process
Source: RefSeq, a predicted model, not a curated record
AGCCCCGCGCACUUUAGCAAGAAACCUAGCCGACUGUCUAACCGUUCUUCACUUCAAAUCUCACUGCGCCGUUAUUUCUGCAAAAAACCGUUGGAUCAGUUCUCUUUCUCAUAGCACAUCUAAAGGGUGGAGAUCGGAGAAGCUUUCAGCUGAUUGAGAAUGGUUUCUGGCAGAUGGAUAGAGAGUGGAGUGGAUCUGUGGAAGGACAAGGCUCGAUCGCUGCAGUUUCGCCUCCGAGACCGUCUCAGAGUCGCCGUCGAUCACCACCGUCGCCGCCCGAAGAUAUCAGACGGUUACUUCGCCUCCACUGUGCAGAGAUGGGCCCAGCGGUUUAGCGAUUUCCGUCAGGAGUCUCUGCCUUCGUCUUCCAAAUUCUACCGCAAAAGAGUUAGCAAGGAUGUGGAUCCAGAAACUGAUUCAGUCCUGACACGUAUGCUUCAAGCUGUUGCUGUUCCUCUUCUUGGAAAUGUUUGCCAUGUAUUUAUGCAUGGCCUUAAUCAAGUUCAGAUAUAUGGUGCUGAGAAAUUACAUCAUGCUGUGCUCAAUCGGCCAGGGGACAAGCCUUUAAUUACAGUCAGCAAUCACGUUGCUUCUAUGGAUGAUCCACUGGUCAUUGCUGCAUUGCUUCCUCCAAGUGUUAUUUUCGAUGCUCAAACUUUAAGAUGGACACUAUGUGCAACCGAUCGAUGCUUCAAAAAUCCAGCAACGUCGGCAUUCUUCAAAUCUGUUAAAGUCCUACCAGUUUCCCGUGGUGAUGGAAUUUAUCAAAAGGGUAUGGACAUGGCUAUUUCAAAACUCAACCGUGGUGGAUGGGUUCACAUAUUCCCAGAAGGUAGUCGUUCUCGAGAUGGUGGGAAAACCAUGGGUUCUGCAAAAAGAGGCAUUGGAAGGUUGGUCCUGGAUGCUGACUGUAUACCAAUAGUUGUCCCAUUUGUGCAUACUGGCAUGCAAGAAAUAAUGCCUAUUGGAGCCAAGUUUCCCAGGAUUGGCAAGACGGUGACUGUGCUUGUUGGUGAUCCCAUUGAAUUUGAUGACCUUAUUGCUGCGGAGGGGGAGCAGAACAUAUCAAGAGGAAAGCUCUAUGAUGCCGUGUCUGAAAGAAUUGGUGAUCGAUUACAGAAGCUAAAAGCACAAGUUGACAGAUUAGCGGCUAAUAAGCAAUCACAGGAGUAUCAUGUUCCUGUUACAGAACGAGCUGCUGGGAUUCUGCAACAGGUCGACUGGGAAUCCUUUGGCAUGGAAACGUACACACACCCCGAUUCUCAUUCCUCAUCGUUGAAACAAGAGUUUUCUUUGGAAGCCGAGCCAGCUGAAACCAAUGCCCAUGUAAAUCAGGACUCGUAUUUCAGAAUGGGCUUCUCCGGUAAAGGCAGAUUUGCAUCGCGAAUCAAGAAUUACAUGGACUCAACCGAAAUAACACUGUUCUCAGCUAGAGGUUUGUUUGCAAGGAACAAGGCAGAAUGUGACGCUGUAACCAUUCAAUAUUUUAGUCCCCUAAGGGCAUGGCACAACCUCUUGAGGAGGCCUAACUGUGAAUUAUACUAUUCUCCCUAAAAGACAAUGUUGGUUGGCUCGAAGAUCUGUGUAAAUAUAUAUAGGCAAAUAUGGUGUAAGUUAUUGCGUUUUG